UCUGCCACGUCCCAGCGCCGCAGCGCUCACACCAUGUCCUUUCUUUGAUCACCACCUGAAGUAAUGACAAUUUAAAGGACUUAAAGUUCAAAAUGUGACGUCACUUCUGCUCUCAGCCUCCUACAGUGUGGUUUGUCAGAAUGUGAGCGGAUGCAGACUUUUGGGAGCUGAUUGCUGGGGAUUUCUGUGUGGCUGCUUUUUUGACCUUCUAACGCAACCUUUCUCGGGGGGUCAUAUGGAUCGAUCGCCGCGCUUCCAAGGAUCUGUUUGUUUUAAUCAUCUGGACGACUAACUGGAGCCACAUGAAGAAUAAAGGGACUAAGCAAAAGUCCAAAAAGAAAGGAAGUGAAAAUGCGUUCGGCUGUGACCUGAUAGAACAUCUCCAGAAUUCAGGACAAGAUGUCCCUCAGGUUCUGAAGAAGUGUGCAGAGUUUAUUGAGGAGCAUGGGAUCGUGGACGGGAUCUACAGGCUGUCGGGGGUCACCUCGAAUAUCCAGCGUCUCAGGCAGGAAUUCAGCUCUGAGGCGUGCCCUGACCUUACAAAGGAAGUAUACCUCCAGGACAUCCACUGUGUGGGUUCCUUAUGUAAGCUGUACUUCAGGGAACUACCCAAUCCUCUGCUCACAUACGAGCUGUACAGCAAAUUCACUGAAGUGGUCGCGGUCCGGGGGGAUCAUGAGAGACUUUUACACAUUCAGAGGGUCAUCAAAGAGCUGCCGACCCCUCACUUCAGGACUCUGGAGUACCUCACUAAGCACUUGGCCCACCUUGCCACCUUAAGCACCCGGACAAACAUGCACACACGAAACCUGGCCCUGGUUUGGGCUCCAAAUCUAUUAAGGUCUAAAGACAUUGAGGCAUCAUCAGGUAAUGGAGACAUGGCUUUCCAGGAGGUGCGGAUACAGCAGUCAGUGGUUGAAUUUAUUCUAAACCAUACAGAGCAGAUCUUCAGCAGUGACUCUGUGCAGAUCAAACCCAAAGAAGGGCCUAGUUUGAUGUGUGGGGAGAAGUACGCCACCCUCCCCAUCAGCGGUCAGUGUGGGCCGAUGAAACUGAUGAGCCUGGAGGAAGCCCAGGCCCGCUCCUUAAGUCCAAACCACCCUGUGCAUAAAGAACGUCAGCGGGAGAACAGUCUGCCCGAUACCAGCACUGCCACCCUCUACCACACCGUCAUAGACAUAUCAGACAGCAAGAGAAAGUUUUCUGGGAAAUCAAAGAAGUGGAAGUCCAUCUUCAACCUGGGACGCUCUGUGGACUCGAAGGGAAAACUGAGCCGCAACGGCAGCGUCUUCAUAAGAGCACCCGGGAUAACAGAAAAGGCAGCUCUUCGUCCCUCCAGGAGCAUGGAGUCCUUGUGCUCCUUACCAACAGAUGAUGACAGAACAGGAAACAACAGUCCCGCUGGUGGCAUUUUUGUCCCAGAUGUAAAAUCCAGAACGCUGGGAUCUGACUCGCUCUACGACCUGAGUGAACACGACCAAAACUGGGAGUUUAAAGGGAACAAAGCUGGCGGGGCAACAGGGGGCUGGAGCUCUAGCAUGAACCAAAAGGGGUCACCAAGUGCGUCUGUGCCCCCUCAAAAAACCCUGCCAGAGCAGCUGAAGGUGUUCAAAGGGGAUGACCUCGGCGGCUACAAGCCCACAUCUCCAAAAAACAGGCGGAUGCUUUACUCGGGCUCCUCCCACAACAGCUCCUCUCGGCCCUCCUUCCCAGGAAGCUUCUUCCCGCUAGAGUCCUCGCCGAGGCAUCAGCGCAGAGCCGUCAACAUAUCUGAGCCUUUCGCCGUGUCUGUGCCCCUGCGCGUAUCCGCCGUUAUCAGCUCCAACAGCACGCCGUGCAGGGGGCACGCCAAGGACAAAGCAGCUACUCUGAAACCCUGCAAAGAGAGCUCAGAAGUGAGCAGCGGCGGUGCAAAGAGCGACACUUUCCCCCAACUGGAACCCAAGAAGCAGGAAGGAACAGAGAAGAAAAACACAGAGCCGACCUCCAGAGUCCCACCAGAGGAUCCAAGCAAAGAAGUGGCGCAAGAAGGCGGAGAAGGGCUUAAUAUUUGUGAACUGGAACCACCGUCUCUUGCAAAUGUGAGAGAAGGCAAAGAUGCAGCGCCAUCUCCUGGGAAAGUACUGCACAACCAGUCCAUAGCUAAGCAACUGGACAAGCGAUCUUCUACUGGGAAAGAACUGUGGUCUGACCUCCACCAAGAACUGAAGAUAACUGAACCUGAAAUCGACCUGCUGGACGAGACCUUUAAACCAGUUUUCGGCUCCAAGAGCACCAGCGAGGUCACGAAGUUAACGAUGGACGUCAAGUCAAAACGAAGCCGCAGCUCUCCGUCUCUGUCUUUGCUAUUUCGGGAGCAGCCUUCAAAUACCUCUCUGAGUGAUCACGCAAUCGCCACUGGAUCAGACUCUGCAAAGAAACAGCCCUCAGAGUCAGACAUUGUGUUUUCUCUUCACAAAAGCACAGAAACGUCGGGCCCUGCUGACACAGUGGAUGAGAAAGAGAAGCAUCAACAUAUCACACCCUUAAAGAAAGAUGAACCAGCUUCCACCAAACAGCUUCCUUUAAAGGAAGCCAAUUCAGAUCGAGUUAUGAAUCCUUUGACAAUAGAGGAUACUCCAACAGCUGAAGGUUUUUCAGGAGCAGAUGGUGCUGACAAAAAAUUAGAAAAACACAAAAUUCCUCCAGGAGACACAAACGUCUCCUGUGAAGGAGCAAAGAAGAGUGAUAUUCCUAUGGAGGAAGUCAUUCAGAGGCUGUCGGUGUGUUUGGAGGAGAGAUGUAACACCUUGGAGCUGCCACACCUUGACAACGACGACGGAUGUGGAGGAAACUCAGAGGACCUGGACUUGGUGGAGCCUUGGGAGGAUCUUAGCUCCACCAAGCAGUGGGUUACCAGCCCUCUCCACUCACCUGACGUGGAGGAGCUCUUCAACCAGCUGUCGCCCUUCGGCUCUCAUGGGGAAGCUCAGAGCUUCACGGAGGGUAAGAUUUCAUCUCCUUCACUUGAUACUAACAAACAGUCUCUCAUUAAGAGCACUGAACACUUCUCAGGAAACGUUCCUCAGACUACCGGCAGCAAACCAGAAACUAAAUGGACGUAUUUGCCGUCCGUACCUACACGGGUCAGUGUGAGCAGCAAUAACGCAACACAGCCUCACGCAGGAAAGUGGAGCACAGCAAAACAGAAGAAUACAGCAUCAUCUCAGAGGUUUUACAGACAGAUGUCUUGUGAGGCAGCUGCUUCGGAGAAGAGAGAGGAAAACUACUUUUCAAAACACCGGCCAUAUUCACUGAAUUUAGACCUGGGGCCUCGAUGCAUCAGAGACAUUUCUAAUCAGCAAAACCGGAAUUCAUCAGAGUUUUCCUCGGGUCAGAGAGGACCGCUGACCUCGUCCGGAACCGCAAACGGGCUGCCCUCGGAGCUGGAGUUGUUUCUGAGCGAUCACCAGGCGCCUCUAAGGCGUAAUUCAGCCCCGGUAAGCGUGUCGUCGGUGCGAACAGCCUUCAUGAUCAAAACGUGCCAGGCCAAAGCUGUGCCCGUCGUCCCUCCCAAGGUGCAGUACAGUCAGAUACCUCAAUCCAGGCACGAGAAUGAUUGUGACGCAGUGAAGGAGCAAGAAAAGGAAUAUCCUAAAAUGAAUGCAGAGAAAAGCAACGCCACACCUCCUCCGGUGAUGUCAGAUCUAAAGGAGGAGCUGGAGAACAAAGAGCCUGCACCCAAACACCAAAAACACCCAAAUGUUGAGAAAUGUGCCGAAACUGCAAAGACCACGUCUACUCCGGAGCUGCCAGUCAUAACAAGGAGACACGCGCCCAGCCUGGAAGUGUUUGUAGAUUGUCCCAGACCUAACAGAGGGAACCUCUUACAAAGGCCCUCCUUCAGGAACAGGCAGAGACCUCAGAGUCUCAUCCUGCUCAGCCCCCCUUUUCCCAUCAUGGACUACCCGCCAUCAGGAGACGAUGGCAAGCUCCUCUCAUCCAUCAAGAGCCUGAACGACACGUCAGCUGUCAGCGUCUUUUCUAAAGAGAUGGGGGAGAAUUUCAGGACGGCGGAGGGGGUUACACUUCAAAACAAAAUGACGAUUCCAAAAAGUGGACAGAGGCUGGAAACGUCGACCAGCUGCUUCUACCAGCCGCAGAGGAGGUCGAUGAUAUUUGACAGCAGGAGCCACAGGCAGAUUGAAUGACUGGAGCGACAGUCACUGACUCUGAGACUGCCUGCAUGUAAAUAGAUACAGUAUAUAUAUAAAGUCUUUUUGUAAAACCAUGAAGUAUUUGAGAAAGAGUUGAGGAAGCCGUGAUGUAUGUGAACGCCAUUUAAGCUUGACUGAGAUCUGGGGCUGCAACUAAUGAUCUUCAAUUACCCUGAUUACCCUUCCAUUAAUUGUUUGGCCUGUAAAAUAUCAGAAUAGUACGUAUAUAAAUUCUCAUCACAGUUUCCCAGAGGCCAAGCUCAUCACAGAAGGCUUUAAAACAGCAACAAUCAGUAACAGUGGUUGCUUAAAAACAUAUUAAAACAAUCAAUUAUCCAAAAUUGUUGCCAAUUAAUUUGCCUUCAAUCAACUAAUCUGUUAAUUGACUCAUUGUUUCAGCUCUACUGAGAUCAAUGAAGGAAUGUUUUAAAAGGCGACCGAAGAACGACAGACGUUUAGUUUCUUGUCAAGUUACAGUAAAUCUGAGAUAUGGAAGGAUGCCCUGUCACAUCCAGUAUGGUGCUAUAGGUCCCAGUGGAUCACUGCCACGAAAGAUUCAGAACAUUGAUCAAGCAUUUGUAGGAAAAAGUAGCUUGACUCAAGGUCCUCUUACUAGCUUCUUACACAGUUUUCAACCUCAUCUCACAGUCAUGGAGACAGCUCAUUUAUCACACUCCAUCCACUGAGGGAGUGUGAUAAAUGAGCUGAGGCUGAAAUCUGAAAAAAAAAGGCUAACAAGUGGACUUAAGUUAAGGUUGUUUUUUUUUUACCUCAUUCAUAGGGGGUAGUUGUUUAAUUUAAUUGUUUAAAAUAUAUUUUUUCCAGCUUUCAUUGAAGAACAUGUCGUUUGGUGGCGGUCACCAGAAACUUUCUUUAACGUCUCUGCAAUAGUUUUCUAUACUUCUGCUACAGCACAGGAAGUUCAUGAACAAUGAGGAUGAAGUCAUUUUAAACAAACAAACACACCUCAUGUGUGUCAGUGAUGCUAUAUUCCAGCUGGAUUUAUCCUCGAACAUUCAGGGCUCUGGAUAAAGGAAAUGUCCAAUGAAGGUGAACAGAAAAUAAGACGCUGACUGAAGAACUGACAAUUAAACUGUUAAACAGUUUAGUAGCCAUGGAUUUGAUCAUGUAGAUGAAGAUGGGUUUAUUUAUUCCUUUAUUAACCUACACUUGAUUCUUAAUAAAUAUACUGUAUGUAGCUAUUGGCUCUGUGAUAAGCUGAUGUCAAUGUGAGUUUUUAAACUAAUAUUUAAAAGAAAUUCCUUUUCUGAUUUAAAUAUAUCGCAAACUUAAUUGAUAGUAUUUACCUGCAUAAGGACUUUAAUUCUUGUGUAUCUUUAUUUUCUGUGACUGCUUUGUAUUUUAUGGCCUUUUUUUAUUUGUUGCUUGGUUUUUGACGGAAAGAACCAGCACUGUAGAAAAGAGUAAAAAGUAUCCGAUGUUAUGAAAAGUAAAGUGGAGGUUGUGUGUGUGUGCACGCUGACUGUAUUUGAUGUGUCUGGGCUUUGGCGGUGCUUUGAGUCAAGGUCAGAUGAUGGUAUCUCCAGGUCGUUGUUUUCUUUUCUCUUUUUUUUUUUUUUUACAUUUUACAAACACGGGAUCUGAUAUUUUUACCUUUUGUGCUGUUUGUGGGCAAGCGCACAUGAACAUUACAGAGUUUGGAAGCAGUUAAAGGAGGUCACAGUGUAUUUUUUAAAGAUGCAGAUGCUAUUGAGGUGUGGCGCAGUGUUUUUUAUACUGUAGUUUGGAUGGACUGGAUGAAUGAUUACAGCGUUUUAUUAAAAAAAAAAGAGAAGUGUU
Messenger RNA from Chelmon rostratus (copperband butterflyfish), 5996 nucleotides. It is a transcript of the gene arhgap31, whose product is annotated as Rho GTPase activating protein 31. The coding region runs from base 303 to 4190 and encodes 1295 amino acids. The record is from RefSeq and is a predicted model, not a curated record. NCBI's taxonomy places the organism in Eukaryota, Metazoa, Chordata, Actinopteri, Chaetodontiformes, Chaetodontidae. Gene Ontology annotation, biological process: small GTPase-mediated signal transduction. The transcript has 12 exons. Gene Ontology annotation, molecular function: GTPase activator activity.